AUGGAACUUCAAGAUACUUAUUAUAACAAAUCUGAAUAUGUUGAAACGGCAUCAGGUAAUAAAGUGAGCCGACAGACUGUUUUAUGUGGGUCUCAGAACAUUGUUUUGCAUGGUAAAGUUAUAGUUCAAAGUGAUGCAAUUAUAAGAGGCGACUUAGCUAAUGUUAAGACCGGAAGGUUCUGUAUCAUAAGCAAGGGUUCUGUGAUCAGACCGCCAUUCAAGAAAUUUAGUAAAGGUGUGGCAUUCUUCCCUCUACAAAUGGGUGACCAUGUAUUUAUUGGAGAAAAUACUGUAGUCAAUGCAGCUGUUGUAGGAUCUUAUGUAUAUAUAGGGAAAAAUGUUGUCAUAGGAAGAAGAUGUGUGUUGAAAGACUGUUGCAUGAUUGAAGAUAAUUCUGUUCUACCAGCGGAGACUAUAGUGCCUUCCUUUGCAAGGUAUUCUGGUAAUCCAGCCAAGCUUAUUACGACCCUACCAGAAGCUACUCCAGAUCUGAUGACAGAAUUCACAAAGAGCUAUUAUCAGCAUUUUUUACCUACUACCGUUAGUUAA
Danaus chrysippus (African queen) is the source of this 549-nucleotide messenger RNA. The record is from the annotation of a GenBank genome assembly. Lineage: Eukaryota; Metazoa; Arthropoda; Insecta; Lepidoptera; Nymphalidae.